UGAUGUAACUAACAUCCGCGAUCGUCAGUAUCUCUUUGGCUUUUCAUCACUCAAAUUUUAAAUAAUGGCAAGUUGGUACCAAAUUUUUACCGCCAUUUUAUUAGUGUGUUUUCAAACAAUCGCAGCAAACUCCGAAAUUAAGUAUGAACUGAAAGUAACCACCCCUGUAUACACCUACGAAACCAGCAUCCUCAACAAAGAAGUAAUAACCAGUGGAGAAAAGGCUUUUUCCAUCACAGUUCUCAGUGAUGUACCUGUUCUACGUAAAGGUAUGCUAGAAAUUACCCCCGAAACCUACUACUUUUGGUUAGAUGGACGCAAUCUAGAAAAAAUAGAACCUGGUACUUUCGAUAAUCAAAACAUAACUGAAGAGAUUCGUCUUGAGAGCAACAAACUAACUGUCGUCGCUUCUGGUACUUUCAAAAAUUUAAAAAUCAAAAAACUGGAUUUGGCGUACAACCAAAUCACACACGUUGAAGAAAACGCCAUCACCGAUUUGCCAAACCUGGUCGAGGUUCAUCUCUCUCGAAAUAAAAUUGUUAAAUUCCAUGAUAAUUCUUUCGUGAAUACUCCAAAUAUGUGGUCUCUUGACAUGUUUCAGAAUGAGUUGGGUGAAUUAGGUGAAAGGUGGUUCAGUUUUAUGACCAGAGAAAAACCGGUGAUUAUGGGGUUUGGGGACAAUAAUAUUGAAAAAAUACAUCCUAAAACGUUCGCUGGAAUCACCAUUUGGUAUCUGAAUUUAAGUGGUAACAAACUGAGUCAAGUUCCGGGAGAAAUUUUUACAGGAAGUCUGAUCGAUGUGACGCUGAACAACAACACAUUAGAAGAUCUACCGGAUUCUUUUUUCCAGCAGAAAAAUUUGACGCGGCUCGAUAUUAGUAAUAAUCCGCUCAAAUGUGGUACUGUGCAAAAAUUGAAGAAGCUUGCCGAAGAAAAUAGGACCUCUUUGAAAUAUAACAACCGGAAUUGUUAGGCAUUUAAGUUGUGGAUUGAAUAAAGUGUGUCAAAAAUU
Zophobas morio is the source of this 1012-nucleotide messenger RNA. Its product is annotated as leucine-rich repeat-containing protein 15-like. The transcript has a single exon. Gene Ontology annotation, biological process: sensory perception of taste; phospholipase C-activating G protein-coupled receptor signaling pathway. The record is from RefSeq and is a predicted model, not a curated record. Gene Ontology annotation, cellular component: heterotrimeric G-protein complex. Gene Ontology annotation, molecular function: G-protein beta-subunit binding. Lineage: Eukaryota; Metazoa; Arthropoda; Insecta; Coleoptera; Tenebrionidae. The coding region runs from base 65 to 973 and encodes 302 amino acids.